AUGGGUUUUCUGGUUAACGGCGGUCAAGCUGAGAGUAGAACAUACGAAAGUAAACGUGUAGAAGUCAACGCUGAGCCUUUCAAGUCAAUAACUUAUAUAUACAGUACUGUAUGUCUGUAUCUGCAAAUCAACCAAUCAAAGAUGGCAACACCAUUGUUUCAGAUGGUGAGACGUAUGAACUGGGGUUUUUUAGCCCCGGAAAGUCAAAGAAUCGAUAUUUGGGGAUAUGGUACAAAAACAUAUCACCCUGUACAGUUGUCUGGGUUGCUAACAGGCAGACACCAAGAAUGGACCAUGUGGUUGAUGCUUGUAGUCGUUAUGGACCAUGUGGUCCAUUUGGAAGCUGCAGGAUGAAAAGUUCUGUCCCUUGCAGUUGUUUGGAAGGUUUUGAACCAAAAGUCCCAGAAGAAUGGAAAGCAGGGGAUUGGUCGAGUGGGUGUCAACGUAGAAAGCCAUUGGAUUGUAGGACUCCGGAUUUCUUCCAUAAAAUUUCAGGAGUGAUUUUUCCAGACACACGACGUUCAUGGUACAACAAAAGCAUGACACUUGGAGAAUGUGAGAUGAUCUGCAGAAGGGAUUGUAAUUGUACAACUUAUGCUAAUUUAGAUAUCAGAAAUGGGGGAAGUGGAUGUAAUGGAUUGUAAAAUAUUCAACGUGUCUCGC
This is a messenger RNA of Lactuca virosa, 663 nucleotides long. The record is from the annotation of a GenBank genome assembly. NCBI's taxonomy places the organism in Eukaryota, Viridiplantae, Streptophyta, Magnoliopsida, Asterales, Asteraceae.